UCGUUUCCUGUGGCCGUGCAAGCAGCUCGUGUCACGCGCGGUGACACAUGCACGCGCGCAAACACCCCCGCCGUGGCUGUGAUGCGGUUCCAUUUUCAUCAGCGGGCGGACGGAGCGGGUCGUCAGGAAUAAUUGACAAACUCUCAGAGUUAAAGUUGUCGCCGCUUUUCAGGUCAAAAGCGACUUCUUCGUGAUAUCGGGGAACUUAUCACCUCUCACGCUGAGCUGAGCUGUGGAGGAGCAAAAAGGAGGAAAAGUAUGGAGUUUUUCCUCUGACAGCUGCGCCGCUGCAGACUGACAAACAUCAGUGACCGGGAGGUGAGCUGUCACCAUUCAUUCAGCUGCCUGUGAGUUUGCCCUGCUUUUCCCUCUGAUUUAUACUGUACCCUUAAACUAUAACUUUCUUGUCAAAAAAUGAAUAAAUCAAAGCUGUGGUUUAAAUCAUGCUGCAACUAUAGCCUGUGGAGAUGACAGAAUGUAUUGUUGGCUUGUGCAAACUGUCUAAACUGUCUGUUUCGUUAUAAAGUACAACAAUUAAUGGAUACAGACAAAAUGCCUGUUUACAGUAAACACAAACAAAAACCUGUAUUCAGCUAAAGAGAGCUGAAUAUAUCACGAACAUCCUUAGAUACACUGAACUCUUCUGUGAUAACAAAAAUGCAAAGUGAUGCUGCACAGCAAGCCAACUUAGUGAGUAUCUUUUCUAAUGUGCUAUGGGGGAAAAUGAUUCACUACUAUAUAACAACCACUUAAGCACGGUUGUUUGGUUCUGUUUCAAUUCAAAUCCUCAGUUUAAACAUUGUGGUCAAACUUUGAACUUUCUAACAAAAACAGUAUACAUAUUUCAAUCAUUUUAAUUCUAAAUCAAUGAAUAGUUUGAUCCAAAAUGUCCACAUGUCCAAAUGUCCAAAUGAAAAAACAACAGAAAAAGUAUUCAAAUGUGAAAUACCGAAGCUAGCAGUACACAGAAAUACACUAGAAGUGUUACCCAACUCCUUGAUUAGUCACAGUCCUAAAAAAAGCUGAACUUUAUAAAACCUAAUCAUUGUUUUGUGGAUUCAAUGUUUGAUUUUUUUUUAGUUGUGAUGUAACUUGAGUUAUAAAUCCAGAAGUUUUUUACUGCAACCAGUGAAGGCGUCCACUGUAUGCCUGUGUCCUCACAUUUAAACCUUAAGACCCUCCUCCUCUUCCUCCUCCUUGCAUAUGAGAGAAAGGAACAGCUGGAUGUGAGCUGGGCUUGAACUUGAUCCUUUCAGAUCAGCAGGUCCCAGAGGUCUGUUUCUGUCGCAGUCACAGGCUGCAGGGGGAAGCCCUUUAACUGUGCAGCUGUCCACGACCUGUACAUGAGGACUAAACACACACACUCAAAAAUACAGAACUGAUAUCCUUCAGCAGGUCUUCCAAGAACUCACAAUACGUCUCUGCUAUAGGUCUGGAGGAGAGGUGGUCUUGGGACUUACAAACAUAAACUCUAUUACAGCCAAACUCAAUGUUCUAUAGACUGGACUCCCUGCAGAAACAACAUCAGCUGAAUAUGAAGCCGGCCCUGUCAGAGGUCCUGGGACUGAGCCACAAAACACAGAACCCACAGUGUGUGUGUGUGUGUGUGUGUGUGUGUGUCUUAGUGAGGACUGGCAUAUGUAAGUGUUGGCCUGCUUGUGUACGCACGUGUGGAGACUUGUGCAUAUGUAGCCAAAUGUAGCUGUGUUUGGUGCAGACUGGUACAGUGAGGGCAUUGUGAGUGCUGGUUAAGGCCUCAUGGGAGGCGUGUGAAAACGCAGUAAAGAUGUCACUCUGCAGCUGGCACAGGACAGUGCUGAUGGACUGCUUACACUCACAGUCUUCCCUUUGUGUGUGUGUGUGUGUGUGUGUGUGUGUGUGUGUGUGUGUGUGUGUGUGUUGAAAAGACAGAAUGAAUCUUAUCCAGAGACAGUUUUUACACGCCAUGUGCCAGUAGUGGACCUGGACCACCUCACUGCCGCUGUAGCUCAGUUGCAUAACAGGAGAUAAGGCCAUUGCAGCUGGUUGGUUCCAGUGCUAAACUGAUUCAGAAUUAAACUCUCGUUGAGUUGAUGGAUUUGUGUAGAUGAAUCAUAAUACACCAGAGCCUGAAAUGACUUGUCGACCUUAAUAUGGGCCAACCUCAACUCAGAAGGCAGUAUCACCCUGUCGACUAGGUAUUACCUCAAGUGCCUCACCCAUCAUUCUUCCAUGCACGUUUUUGCAGAAUCUCCAUCAUUGGUUUUACAUUAUUCUUUUUAAAAUGCAUAAUUGCUUCUAGCCAUACCAUCCUGGUGUCAUCAGUAGACUUUUUGUCAGGUUUUAGAGAGCCCACAUCGGAGCAACCGCAACAGAACAUAUACAGCUGGGUUCGCGUGCCAGUGGUGCUUUUUAACUGGUGAAGUUUCCAUUCAUGUCUGAAUGUGAGGGGAAGCUGCAGAGGAAGAUGAUAUCUGCAUGUGUUUCGCCAAAAGAGUCACUUGGUGGUUGUUAAUGUAAACCUGCACAGGAGGAGAUCCAGGACUUUCAUUGCAGGUGUAUUUUGAAAUAGAAGCUUGAUGCCCUGUAUAAUGCCCUUGACCAUCAGGGUUGGAUACCACUUCAGCUUCAUGAUUUCAGGUACCAGUUCCACUUCUGCUUAUCCAUCUUGUCUCUUAUGGAUCCUUGGUUUUAGUUCCAUCAUUUUUGGAGGGUGAAACUGAGGCCUUUUGGGCCUUCAAAAUAGAAUAGAAUAGAAUAGAAUUCAACUACAAAGUACAAAGCAAUGAAAUACAGUUUGCAUCCAUCCAGAAGUGCUUAGCAAGAAUAAAUAUAUUUACAAAUGUACACAGUAUGAAGGAGAUAUAUACAUGAGUACACAACAUUGUUAUGAAUAUGUUAUAACUAUGAGUUUGUACAGGCUAUGGACAGAUUAUACAUAUGGUUAUAAAUAUGAAGGCUAUAAACAGACUAUAAAUAUAAGUAUAUGACAGAUAAAUUAUACAGUAGUGCAAUAUUGGAUGUAUUUACAGUAGUGCAAAUGAGGUCUGAAAGGUUUUAAGUUGGUUUACAGAUAUAAAGUGCAGGUAUAAUUGUUGAUAAUUGUAAGUGAACCAUCAGCAGUGUCAAGGAUUUUUCUUUUGACCUUCAUUUUAAAAAUACACAGGAUUUUCCUUUGCAGCAACAGAUCGACAAGAAAAAGUACAAACCAAAUCCCUUUAUAUUUGUAUUCAUGGAAAUGGUUCAUUUACUGUUAUAUAAAUGUAAACAUGUGCUCCAUUGUGUUGUGUACCUGAGCGUGACAAGAUGUACUGUAGGCACAGCUGCAACCACAACCUGGGGCAGCGGCACCUUCGUCACGAAAGCACACCACAUUACCACAGUACAUCAAAUUCAUGUAGACUUCCUCCCUUAUAGAACAAAUGUUGCACUUUAUUCUGUUUUAGUGAAGCACAGCUUAACUUUUGAUCACUUGCUGCUUUCUGUCACGAGCUUCUUCCCACAGCUUUGUUGACGUACUGCAACACAAGUGAUGUAAUUUUACGUCAGGAUGUGUCAAACUGUACAUUCAAACACACUGAUAUGAAUUUACUUCCUCUUCUGACUUUUCAAACUCAACGAAAUCCAAAUAACACAGAAUCAAAAAUCAACACAUUGUCUCUCACAAUGUCUGACUGUUCAUAUUUCACAACAGGACAAUUGUGUGUCUUGACAACAGUGCUGUGUGUUUGUAAGAGCAGUGCUGUGCUGCUUUGGUUCUUUUUUGUUCGGGCUCAGUGGUGGAAACUUCAGCGAUUUGAUGCAGAUUUGAAUUUUUCCUGUUGAGGUUGGUUUAGGAAUCAGUGUUUCAGAAGUAUUUCUUUCUACUAAUCCUGUCUCAGAGUCUGGCAGCGGCUGACCUCUCACAGUGCUGAUGACCGCCUGAAGGGUGGCAUGCCACACUGCCAUGUGAACUUAAAUGAAUGGCAUAAAAGCUUGAGUACAUGCAAACAAAUAUUCAUAAAAUACUGUGUAUAUACUAAAUAUUUGGGCACAAUUAGAACUGCACAAUUGACACUAAAACACUGUGUAAAUUCAGAAACCCUCAGUAUCACUCUGACAGGUAAAAGAUCAAUGUUAUGACUGAUAUGUGAAUAAUAACCGUGUGCUGAUGUUGUUUUAGUUAAAGGGUUUGCAUUUGCAUUCGAAUGUGACCCAGUCUCUUUCCAAAUCUGCAGUUACAGUAGCACUUUGAAUACCAAAUACACAUGGUGCAGUUAGAACUGAACUCAUAUUUGGUAUAACGACCAAACUUGUCAUCAGUUCCCCCUUAUGUAGAGCUGGACUUGUUUGUUUUCUUGUCCUGUAGCUUUUAUAGCGAGGAAGUGACCAUGUGCUUUUCCUUUUCUCUCCACAGGAUGACAGACCGGCCCUGCAGCCGAGCAUCCUGACUGUCUCUGCCUCCGCUUGUGAGUCCAAAUGUCCACAAUGACUCGGAGGGGACUUGAGUGGCGAAUCCCCUGCUGACACUUAGGAGCGGCAGUUUUCUUCUCUGACUGUCACCUUUCCUGACAACUUCGGUGUUAUCCCUUUUCUCCAGAGCCCCCUCCCUGUUGAAUUUGUCACCAUGGCUAGUCUGGUGCUUAAUGAGACCGGAAUGGAGGACUGUGGGAUCGAUGACUCCUUCAAGUACGACUUGUACUCGGUGGUCUACAGUGUGGUCUUCGUCUUAGGACUGAUCACAAACUGCGCUGCCCUUUUUGUGUUCUGCUUCAGGAUGAAGAUGCGCAAUGAGACCACAAUGUUUAUGACUAAUUUAGCGUUAUCAGAUUUAGUAUUUGUCUUUACGCUGCCAUUUAAAGUCUUCUACAACGUGAACCGCCAUUGGCCAUUCGGAGAUGAACUGUGUAAGGUAUCAGGAACAGCCUUUAUCACCAACAUCUACGGCAGCAUGCUCUUCCUCACCUGCAUCAGCGUAGACCGCUUCCUGGCGAUAGUCUACCCUUUCCGCUCCCGCUCCAUCCGCACUCGGAGGAACGCAGCCCUGGUGUGUGCCGCCGUGUGGCUGACCAUUGUGGGAGGAGGAAUAUCAGUGACUUUCUUCUCCACCAUUAACAGCUCAAAAAGAGCUACGACGUGCUUUGAGGGCUUCUCCAAAAGCACCUGGAAGACCUACCUGUCCAAAAUUACCAUCUUUAUUGAGGUGAGUGAGAGGAGGCAGCCUCUGGUAUCACACACAUCUACACCAUUCGUGCUUUUAUUAUUCAUCUUAGCAGUUACAAAGCAGUGGAGCUUCUGAAGUGGGUUGAGAUUUUUAAUUACUUCUGUCUAUUUUCCAGAUUGUGGGCUUUCUUAUCCCCCUCCUGGCAAACUUGGUGUGUUCCUCGCUUGUCCUGCGGACAUUACGGCGUCCAGUAACUGUAGGUCAUGGCUGUGACAGUAAGAGACGUGUCCUGAGGAUGAUUUUGGUCCAUUUGGCCAUUUUUAUCAUCUGCUUUGUCCCCUAUAACUCUAUCCUCUUUCUGUAUGCCCUGGUGCGGACCCAGGCCCUGGCUAGCUGCGCUAUAGAGCGCUUUGCCCGGACUCUUUACCCAAUCACCUUGUGCCUGGCCAGUCUGAACUGCUGCCUGGACCCUGUCGUCUACUACUUCACCUCAGAGAGCUUCCAGAAAAGCUUGACCAUGGGAGGUAAAGGGCCCGGCUCUCGUCCUGAGAGCAUCCCACGAAGUGACACUGAGGGCCAGAACACAGCAAACACCCUUCCCACAGACACACACACUCUGGCCAGCAAUGGAAAAGACUCAAAGACAGCAGAGAGUCAGCUCUGACUCAGCAGGGAAAAAGGAAGGUAAAGAAGGACACGCUGAGUUUGACAGGAGCCCUGAAUUGGAAAAAUAAAGCGAUCAGCUGUUGGGUCCUGGAAGUGACAAACACAUAACUCAGCAGAUUAGUUAAGUCCUGAGGUAAGUCCUGAGGUAUGGCCUGGGCUUUACGGAUUAAUCCACCACUGGAGAGCAGAGGAAUGCAUCUAUGUGUGUUUAUUAUCAGAGACCCAGUCACACCAGGACCAUUGUCCAGAGACAGGCAGAGUCUCUGCACGAGACUCCAACUCAUCGUCACUCAGGCUUAACACACACAAGCCCUCGCUGGAGCAAUGCAUGUGGAUCAGAUGGAGAUCUCUGUCCAUGUCAGUGAAAUAUGCUGUUAAGAACUUUUGUAACACAUUGAGCCCAUAGUUUUAGUGUCAUAAAGUUCAAGUUUUCACUGAAUGUUAUAUGAUUUUAGUAAUUCAUGUUUUGACACACUUGAACGUGCUGAGACUUGUUAUUACAGCACAGAUGCCGCUGACCUGCCUGAAUCUGAGUUUAAUGCGUCUCAUGUUGGAAUUUGAGGCCAUUAAAUGUCUGUUUUGAACUGCUGUCCUGCCUGCAUGAUUAUUUCUGUCUGAUUUUGUUUUGAACUUCACAUUUUGUCGAUGUGACCCUAAAAAGAAAAAACUCAUGGAGGAGUUUUUCUUCACCCUUUCUGUCUUUUAUGAGAGCAACCAGAGGGUCCUUAUAAGCGGAGGGCAGCUCUUAUCCAUUAGAGGACCUUGGCCUGAGUGCUGUGUCACAGGCCAAAUGCUUAUUAUGACUGGAGCAAUGGUCCAUUGUUUGCUUCUGAAUGAGCUCUCUCUGUCUUAAUCUGGCCUUAGACUGCAGAUCUGCUCAAAGUCUCAGCAAUGUGCACACACUCCAAAGUAGCAGUGAACUCUGUUAAACUAAAUUCCCUUAAACCAUCCUGUUACAUCGCACGAGAUGCAAAACAGUAAUGUCAGCAGAUCCAGACGAUUGCUUAGUUUGCAUGUAUGCAUUAAUAUGUGAUUUUUGGAUGUUUAUAUUUUAAGCUCUUCACCAUCUUAUCAUACAGGACCUCAUUGAGGAUUGAGACUAGGACUGGGCGAUAAACCGAAAAUUUACUGAUACUGAAAUUUAGGACAAUAACCGACGGCAUUUUGCCCAUGUCAAUAUGUUCGGUGUCAAAAUAAAUAGAUAAAUAAAAGUUUGUUUUGGAUGUGUGUAGGUACGCUAUGGUCUUAAGUCCCUUUAAGACGCUGUCCUACAUCAGAGACAUGACUCCACCCCAUCCAGUCCGUAACAAAGAGGGAAAGACAGGUGAGGAGAUGGAGGACAGUUCAAAAGUUGUUCAAAAGUUGCUUAAGUAGACGAAGUUAAUGUGGGAGGGGGUUAGCAGCUUGUGGAGUGGUUAUGGUCCAUUUAUUGUUAUUGAGGUGGACUGCUCAAUAUAUUUUGAUAUUGAUUUGAGGCCAUAUCGCCCAGCCCUAAUUGAGACCCAAUUACAUGGACAUGUUAAACAUCCGAAUCAAGGUAAAACUUAACUGAAAAGAGCAAUUAAAGUAGAUGUCUGUCUGCCCAUCUGUUUCAUAAUUAGUGACAUAACUGUGCAAAUUUGCAUCCUUUCCUGUGACAGAGAGCUAGACAGUCCAAACUGGUGGAAGCUUUUGUAACUUAAUAGCCUUGUUGCACAAUCUAUAAUUAAUUAAUUCAGCCUUUCCUCCGUCAGAGCCUGGACUUAACCUGGACAACAAAAGAGCAGUUGUUUGCAAAUUGUUGUGAAACAGAAGUCGAUGGUGUAAGUAUUACUUCAAAAAUAACCUUAAAAAAAACAGACUUUCAAACAAAAAGACAAAACACUAUAAAGAACAGCAAAGUCAAGAAAAGUGUGUAAGGACGGUGCUGCAUAUUUAUUUCUGGAUAUUGCUGGACAGGAGUACUAACCCGAGGUAUUGGGUCUGGAACAUCAUGUUUAUACAAGCUGUAACCUCGUUUUUUACUAUGCUUUCAAAGUUACAGAUGUGUGGUUAUACUUUUCUCCAUACUGAAUUACUAUUUUGAACACAGAAGGACAAAAAGGCUUAUAAACAAAUUUUAUCCUCUGGAAAGGACCUUGUUCAUCUGCCAGGCUACUCUGGAGGGGUGAUUGAUGUAACCAUCUGCAGAGACAGAGAGACAACAGUAGAUGGAUUCAGGGAUUUGGGGUCAAGAGGAGUAGAGAGGAGGUCUAAUAUGAUACUGCAGAGCAGGAAAUAAGAGGAGUUGAAGUGCAGAAAAUGUGCAUGAGCCGGCCAUCAUCUGUUGAGUGCCUCAUGUCAAGAAUGUGCCGAUAUAUUGCAACAGAGGACACUCAAAUGUGCUUUUUAAGUUGCAGCGUGUCCUCUGUGUAUGAGCGGGAAGGGGUGCGUACUGCAGUUCAGUGAAGUGUAGAUAUUAACCUGUCCUGACCUCUAAUGGUCAUAAGCUAGAACAACAACUUGAAAAAAAUAGACUGGUGACCACUAACUGUCACUGGUGUGGAGCUUUGCAUCAGACAAUGUCUGUGUCUCAUUUCAGAGACCGCAUCGGGCUAAGUGCACUUCUGCACCGUCGAACGGUGCAUUUGAAGCGUGCAUGACGUCACGACGGCGCGAACUGUGUCCCGUUUGGCACGAGAUGCUAAGAAAUGCUAAGCGCGCUUAGCAUGUUUUUAAGCGUGCAUUUAUGCACGCUUUCGUGCCGUCGGUAUCCCAGAAUGCUUUGCGUGCCGCUGCACAGCUGUGCAUUACAGGUGAGAGGCUGGACUCGCUUGGAGACGUCUUCAAAGAAAAUAAAAGAAAUCCGAAAACAGCAGACAGGUCAGCUUUGUGGUUUCUGAAGAAACAAUCAAACUGAUGAUGAUCAACAUUUGUGAUCCAGAGGGAGUCGAGCUCCGAUGAGCACCACAUCUCUGACACCGGCGGUAGCCUACACCUGCAGGAGCAGCUGUUCCCAAAAACCUUCUAUCAAAGUUCCUUUGAGUCAGAUUUUUCCUUCCUGAGCCCAGAAUUCUCAGGGUCCUAUGUUCUUGAGUUCCUGUGUUCCCAGAUUCUUAAAUUCCUGGGGUCCUCAGGGUCCUAUAAUCCUAGAGCUUUAUGAUACUUGGGUUCUACAUUCUGAUUCCCUGUGCAACCAGGAUCAUUUGAUCCCAGGGUUCUUCCAUCAAGCAUUCAAUCCAACGGUCCUACUCUGGAGGUCCUCAGGUUUCUAUGAUAUCAAGGUGUUGUGAACCAAGGGUCUUGGGAUUCUUUGGUCUCCCUAGAUCUUCAAGGACCGGUGACUUAGGUCCUUUGUUGCCUAAAGCUGAAAACAUACAGGAUCCGUGUUGAGCGCAUUCUAUUAGUAUUGCGUAUCUGCUCCAUCGAGCAGCACUGUCUACUGCCCAUAGACAGAAACGACACGCCCCCACCAGGUUGUUUUUCCUUUCUGUGGUCUAUUUCCUUCUAAUUUGGAUAUAAUUCAGUGACUGUUGAGCCUCUAGUAUAUGUGAAAACACAACAUGAUUUUACAGUUUCGGUUUUCGCCAGUUUACAUGUGUUUAAUAAAGUAAACCAUGUUCCUUUCUGCUGUGCUGUUACCUUCAGACAGAGUUAGCAGUUCAAAGUCCUUUUGGGGUCCACAUGGAUCAGGGAUUGACCAUCAGAUUGUUCUGUGUUAUUGAUUAAUCCAGAACCAGGAAGUAUUUUUCAUCGACAUGAACUGAUACACAGUUGGGAGCAUAUGAUGUUUUAUUUUGAAAUUUACCAGAUGACAUGCCAGUUUUCGUGCUUGACAUCCUGUCGAGAACGAUCCUCUCUGUGUAGAUUGACACUUAUUGGAAGCGUAGAGCAAAGAAAAAAGACUUGGUGCUUAUCUUUAGCAGAGCAGCGCUCGACCAUUUCUGAGACAGAGCUGCGACACGUCCUGCGUGCGAUGCUUCACUGAUUACAAUGGGAACCUAUUUGCUGUGUGACGCGACGCUGACGGAACGCGCGCAACACUGAUCCUGUAUGUUUUAGGCUUAAGUCCUUAGGGCCGGCUAACCCCAGGGUCCUGCACGAUUUUUUAAACCCACCAUGUUUUCGGAGCAUCUUUUGACCACAUCUUUUUUACUGAAUUCCUGAUGUCGUAUUUCCGGGAACGUUUGUUUGAGGUCCUCAGGGUUCCACUAAACAACCCACCAAACACCUGACGUCAUUUCAACGUCUUUUUUCAGGCUAAAUCACGUCGGCUGACAUCAAAAUCUGGGCUACAUUUAGAUGGUCAGAGUCAGAGUGAGAGAUGACAGAGUCACAAGACAGAAACCACUGCUGAACAAAUGUACAUUAAGGCUCGUCUCAAUUUUGCCAGAGAACUGAUUUUAAAAGUGUUCACGUCUGAUUUUAAAACUUUCUAACCUACUGUGCAUGUUAUCAAAAUAAAAAACUGACCUCCAGAGAAAAGUCUUUGAUUCCAUUUAAACAAAACUUUAUUUAAAAACAGAGUCAAGUUGACAAGUUUUACCAAACACAAUCACGGUAUUUCACUGUCAGAGAGUUAUUAACUCAGACAAAAUAUGUGAAAAGUUAGUUAUAUGUGUAAUACAAAUGCAAAAAAACAUGGAGCAGAGAGAGGAAUAAAGCAUGACAGAAAAAUGAACAAAAUAAAGACAAAGCAAUAUGAGCAAAAUAGAAUAUGUGCAUCCAAAAAGAUGACAUUUAAGACAAGCUUUGCUUACAGAGUGAGUUUGGUGGAGGUAGAGAUGAAAAACCAGCUGGGGAAAAAUAUUGAAGGAAAAAAACCCCAGUGGACAAAAAGCUCUCUACAUGCUGUCACAGUUUCAGCCUCCAUUUAACAAAGUUUAAGCCAUAAAUGAAGCUCAGAUUAAACAUUUAGUUUUACAAAUAUAAUGAGAAAUCAAAUUCAGUACAACACAAAAACCACCUGGUUACAAUUGUAAGAAGACGCUACUAGCUGUAGAUCUUACAGGUUUGCACCAAAGAAACUCAAAUGUUAGCAAGUUUAACAACACAUCAUCUGGUCAAACAGAUGAAUAAUUUAUAAUAGAUUCAGCAGUACAGAACUAUUCUCUAUGACCCUUGUGUCACAGACAGGUCAUCCAUCUUCAUCACUGGGUCCUCAGUCGAGACUCGAGUAUCCUCCUGUGAAUGAAGAAAACAGUCAUGAGUGAAUAUUCUGCCUCGUUUUCAUUUAGUUUUCUAUCAGUCAGAAAAGGUCUCAGUGAUAAUCCUAUAAUGUCAAUAAUACUGAUAAUGUCAGCGAUAUAAAGGUGGAGGAGAUCUAUAAAGUGACAGUGACAUAGCAAAGCUUGCACUCUUCAUGGGUUGUGGAGGUUUAUCUGUGCCCAUCAAGUAAAAACAUCCAACUAUCAUCAUCUUAACGGACUCAUCUGUUAGAAGGAUUUGAGACAGCUGCUCAUGUGUGCUCCUCAAAGUAGAGCCUGAAAGAGAGAGGCGCACUCACCAUGUCCUGAGUAAGGGUUUUCUGGACGAGGUUGAAGGUCUACGGGCUCACAGUGAGACAGGAAGUCCGCCUGCAGGGUGGUGACUACAGAAGGCAGACAGGGAUGAGAUCCAGUUAGUGGACUAUUUACAUCAAUUUAUCACCAUAAAACUUUGACUGAAACAAGCAAGACCACUCGCAAAGAUUGACUUACCUCUAAUCAGGGGACCAAGUCUUCGUCUUCCUUUUUUCAGCCGGGUCCUGGAGCAAGAGGGGGUCAUCGACGUCUCGGUGUAGUCCUAAAACAAAAGGACAAAUUUAUUCUUUAGACCGGCACAUUUUUUAAACCUAUAAGUGAAUCAUUAUCUCUGUUUUAUGUACCGGUUUCUCGGGGAUGGUGCCCACGGCAUCUGGUGGAGUCCGAUGGUGUCAAGGGGCAGGUUUCUGUGCUGGUGCAGACUUCAGUUAAAGGGGUCCUGAAUGAAGAAGAUCUGUCCCUCAAAGUGGGCAAAGCACUGGUGUUUGGGAGAGAUUAAAAUUGGUAGAGAUUAGAAAAUCUGGAUGCAUCAGAUAAAACCAGGUUCCUUUUGUAGGUGGUGGAAUCUGUACUCCAUGCUCACCUGUAACCCAGUAUGCAGGAGCUCAGAGUCCAGCAGGUGAUGGGGUCUGCCAGGGUCUUCCUGGAUGUAGACUGUAACAACACAAGAUAGAUUUUGGAGAAGCAGAAAGAUGGGUCACUACAUUGGAAACAAACUUUAAAGAUUCAACAGACAGAUUUAAAAUCAAUUUUCUCUUGGGCGUCUACAAACCCCCAGAAAAGCUGGAGUGUUUGGACCUCGGUGAAAACAACUACAAGAACUUUGAAAAGUUUCUCAAAAUCAUUAAAAGAGAACUUCAGAAACCUUCAGCUUGACGGUGACUCUUAAAAACUUCCCAGUCUGGAUGGAGGAGCAGCUCAUCGGGGUGGGGCAGCAUCAGAUCCUCCCAGGACCUGGUGGUGGUCAGCACAUCCAACACCACGGCUCGACACCUCCGUCAUGUUUAGGGGAAAAGCAGAGACAUACAUGUGCAGCCAAAGGGAGGCAUAAAAACCUCGUACAGAAUAACAGGACACAAAAAACCAUGACAAGUACAGAUCUCAGAUUUUCACAGAGACUGGAGGGUCAAAAAGAAACAAAACAAACAGAAGACGAAAAAAACAAAAAGAAAACAAACAUCUCAGAUUUUUACAGAGACUGGAGGGUCAAAAAAGAAACAAAAAAACAUUUUAUGGUUACAGUUCAUUGUCCCCCUCAUUAUAGUUGAAGCUGUAAGAGACGUUGGUGAGGCCUGAAGUUGUAGUUGAUGUUGAGGUUGUCCUUGUUGAGUUGGUUUCCUUUUGGAGAACUGAGUGAACUUUGCCGAUUUGUUGUUUCCUUAAGAGUUGUUGUUUUGCUUUUUGGAUUUUGUUGUUUUAGUGGUGGGCUCAGCAAGUAUUUGGUAAAACUUGCAACUGACAUUUUUUUUGACAUUUUCAUGCCAACCAAGUUUCAUGAAAACAGAAAUAACCUUUUUAAAGUCAUAAAACCCUUUUAACCUUGAGUGAUGCUGAACCAUUCUCCGGUUGGUUGUGAAUUUUCUUUUUUGGUUUGGUUUUUAUUUAGUGUUUUUGGCAUUCCUUGAUUAAUUGACUGUUGUCAUUAAACUUUUGAGUUAAAACCACCUUUUGUACCUUGUUGGUGGUUUUCCCUUUUGUCAUUGAAAGCACCAUUUAAACCUUGUAUUACCAUUGUGUCCCUGUGAGCACCAUUUAAACCUUGAUGAUUUGUCCUUUUGUCAUUGACAGCACCAUUUAAACCUUUUUGUUGUGUCAUUGAAAGCACCAUUUAAACCUUGUUUGUGUUACCAUCAUGUCCCUGAAAGCACCUCAUGAACCUUGUUGUCUGUUUCCAUAUUGUCUUUGAACGCAUCGUUGUGAACCUUGUUGGUUUGUGGUUGUGUGGCUGAAAACACUUUUUAAACCUUGUUUUCGGUUUGAUUGUUGUGCUUUUGAUUGUUGAACCUCGUGGUGUUGCAUCUUUGCAUCUGAGUAUGAUGACUGUUUCAGCCGUUGUGUUUCAAUAGAGACAUUCACCUACCUUUUUGAUAAAAUAACCCACCUUAUGGCUGAAAUGUUUUUAUCGACUGGGACGUCGGACACACUUCUCCAGCUGGGCUCUUUUCUAGAGGACAUCAGGACUUGUUUCUGAAAAAUAACAUAAAACUAUGUCUUUACAGGCACAGAAAAUGAGUAUGAUUGUUACAGACAGAAACACACAAAUCUGUACAGUUAAACAUCAGAAAAGCCUGCAGCAUCACUUAAGAGCUAAUAUUCUCCUGCAUCCACAUCCUUGAGUCACCUGAAAACAACAGAGUACUCACAAAAUACACAGCUGUUGCAUCACCAACUGGUUUUCGAAGAGAGGUUAUAGUCACGACAUUGGAAACACUGGCCCAGCCUUACAUGUUAUCAACAUAAAAACAGGCAUAGAUCAAGCUUUGGUGGGCCUUAACUUUGGUAGAACAGCUGAGGCACACCCACGUCGCAUUGCGCCUUUGUGAAAACGAUUUAAUAACCAGAGAAAAGUUGUUUCUGGAGUUCAAGCAUUCAGACUUUUGGGUGACAAUAGGACAGUGUGUUAAGUGGUGUUCCCUGUCACAUCUUACCUGCAGCACAAGGAUGCCCGACUUCGUCUCUUAGAGGUGAUCUAGAUCCUUCCUGAAGAUGUUGGUGGUUGCCAAGUUCAACACUGAAGAUGCUCACUUCUGUGAUGGUUGGGGAAAAGGAGAGAGACACACAUACAAAUGCAGAAAAUACUUGACUUAAAAACAGUGAUGGUGAGGUGCAGCAUUAGAAAAUCUGUUUGAAACUGAAUAUGGAUGAAGUUAUCAGAAUGCAGGACCUGGUUUCUUACAUGCUUUCUUGUGGUUACUUUGGUGAAAACAUACUGUUACCACAAUGAAAAGUUCAUCUUACCUUCAACAAGAUGACCACCCUUGGAUUUCCCGGACGGAACAGGAAGGCGGCGCUUUGAGUUUCUGCAGCAACAGUUCCUCCAGAAAAAGAGUGGUCACCGCGUCAGACCUGCUUAUGUUCGGAGGAAAGCAGAGACAUACAAAUGCACCCAAAGAAACAUGGCCAAACACACAGCAAAUAAGUUAAAAAAAUAAAUAAAUAAAAAAAAUGUACAACACAUGCAAAUCAUGACAAGCACAGUUCAGGAUUCCAUUUCAGAGAUUCAAAAGGUUCACAAAAAUACAAAGAAUAAAUAAAAAUACGAAAAACUACAGUUUUAACAAAAACAGUUGGAGGAUCUACACAGUUUGUUUAUUGUCCUCGUUCUGUUUAGUGUUGACAGUUACAUCUUAUAGAAACAAUGUGCAAACGUUGCUGUCUUGUCAUUGUUUCCGUUGGAUCCUUUGGAAGCACUUUGACGGUUGUUGCGAUGUUGGUGGUUUUGAAACUUAGUUUUGGUUGAUAGUGAUUUUGCUGAAGUUGCUUUGACAGACCUUUUGAGAGCAGACUUUUAACAUACCGUCUUUGCUUGUUUUAAGAACCAGUUUUUUUAAGCACCUUUUAGACCUUGUAUUUUGGAUUUAAGAUCAAGGCCUUGGAAGCACCUUUAAAAACUUUUUUGGGGUUUGAGGUAAAGUAUUUGAAAGCACCGUUUUGAAGCUUUUUUGGUUCGAGACUAAGGCUUUGAAAACACCUUAAAAAUUUUUUGUUUAAAAUCAAAUCUUUGAAAGCACCUUUCAAACCUUUUGUUUGUUUGCGAUCAAUCCUUGAAAAGCAACUUUUGAGCCCUUUUUUGUUUGAGAACAAGUCUUUGAAAGCACCUUUUUUGAAGCCUUUUUUUUAGAACAAGUCUUUGAAAGAACCUUUUUAGAACCUUGUUUCUGGGUUUGAGAUCAAGUCUUUUAAAGCACCUUUUAAGAACUUUGAAUUUGGUUUGAGAUCAAGUUUUUGAAAGCACCUUUUGAACCUAUUUUGGUUUUUGGUUUGAGAUCAAGAUUUUUUAAGCACCUUUCAAACCUUUUUUUGGCUUGAGAUCAAGUUUUUAAAAAGCACCUUUUUUUUUUUAAAUCAUACCUUGAAAAGCACCUUCUGAACCAUGUUUCUGGGUUUGAGAACAAGUCUUUGAAAGCACCUUUUGAACCUUUUUUGUUUGAGAACAAGUCUUUGAAAGCACCUUUUGAACCUUUUUGUUUGAGAACAAGUCUUUGAAAGCACCUUUUGAACCAUGUUUCUGGGUUUGAGAUCACGUCUUCAAAAGCAUCCUUUGGACCUUGUUUUAGGUUUGAGAUCAAGUUUUUUAAAGCACCUUUUGGACCUUGUAUUUGGUUUGAGAUAAAGAUUUUGAAAGCACCUUUCAAGCCUUUUUUGAUUUGAGAUAGUUUUUGAAAAGCACCUUUUUAGAAUAUUUUUUUGUUUUGAAAUCAUACCUUGGAAAGCACCUUCUGAACCAUGUUUCUGAGUUUAAGAACAAGUCUUUUGAAAGCACCUCUUUUAAACCCUUUUUGUUUGAGAAUAAGUCUUUGUAAGCACAUUUUAAACCCUUUUGUUUGAGAACAAGUCUUUGGAAAGCACCUUUGGAACCAUGUUUCUGGGUUUGAGAUCACGUCUUUUUAAAACACCUUUUUAGAACCUUGUUUUUGGUUUGGAUCAAGUUUUUCAAAGCACCUUUUGGACCUUGUAUUUGGUAAGAGAUAAAGAUUUUGAAAGCAUCUUUCAAGCCUUUUUUGUUUUGAAAUCAAGUUUUUAAUAAGGACCUUUCUAGAAAAUUUUUUUGUUUUGAAAUCAUACCUUUUGAAAGCACCUUUUUAGAAUAUUUUUUUUGUUUUGAAAUCAUACCUUUGAAAGCACCUUCUGAACCAUGUUUCUGAGUUUAAGAACAAGACUUUUAAAAGCACCUUUUUAAAACCCUUUUGUCUGAGAACAAGUCUUUGAAAGCACCUUUCAAACCUUUUUUUGAUAUCAAGUCUUUGAAUGCAACUUUGGAACCUUGUUUUUUGGUUUGAAAUCAAGUCUUUUGAAAGCACCUUGAGAACCUAUUUCUGAACCAUGUUUCUGGACUUGAGAUCAAGUUUUUGAAAACAACCCUCAAACCUCUGAGUUUGAAAUCAAGAUGAUCACAUCUAAAAACAAGGUGUUCACUUUCCCUCAGAGAGAUGACCAACCUUACAGCAAAAGCCAUGUCAAUGUUGUCCCGCUGUUCUUGAAGUUCUUGAAGUUCUCGUUGUCCUUCUUGUAGUUCCUCUGGAUCUGUUGGUAUUAAUUCUUGAGGUUUUUGCAGUUUUAACAUUAGCAUGAUCCUGAUACUAUGAAAGAAUAGGAGAUUAACAGGACAAAUCAAUAAAGCACAGUCGAAUACUGUGCACUUGACAAGUUUAGCUGGGUUCAUUUUCAGCAUAGUUAUCCUUACAGUUUUGACAGCUGUUACUGCCACAUCAUCAAAGUUAACAUUACUGUUUUUUUGUUUUCAUGUCACUCCAGAGUAAAACAAACAUUUUAUCAUUAGGGUUUUUUUGGAGUGUGAUCAUCAUAUUGAAGUCAAAUGUAAAAGGAAAAAAAACAGACUCAGUCCUGUUCAGAGGUUUGGGCGUUGACACACGAGGUCCACAUCAGGUCUUCUUCUACUCCUUUGGUUCUUCUGAAUGGUCUUCUUGUUCUCCGUGACAGUGCUGCUAAGAAAAAGCUUUGAUUGUCUGGUUUAUGCCAUUUUUGACUGAGUAGAGGCAAUUUAUUUUUAGGCUUGAAGGUGCUCUUGUUAGAUUAGGUGCUUUUGUCAAAUUAAAAAGGUGCUUUUGUCAAACUAAAAAGGUGCUUUUGUCAAAUUAAAAGUGCUUUUGACACACCUUUUGAGACCAGACCUUUAACAUACUGUCUUUACUUGAUCAAGAACCAGCUUUUGAAAGAAACCUUUCAAACCUUGUUUUUUGUUUUUUAGAUCAAGUCUUUCGAAGCAACUUUUACAAAUCUUUGUAGAGCUUGAAAUCAAGUCUUUGAAAGCAUGUUGAGAACCUAUUUCUGGGUUUGGAUCAAGUCAUGAAAAGCAACCUUUUGAACCUUGUUUCUGGAUUUGAGAUCAAGUUUUGGAAAACACCCCUCAAACCUUUUUUUUUUAGUUUUAAAUCAAGAUGAUCACAUCCACAAACAAGGAGAUGUUCACCUACCCUCAGAAAGAUGACCAACCUUACAGCAAAAGCCAUGUCAACGUUGUCAUGCUGUUCUUGAAGUUCUUGUUGUCCUUCUUGUAGUUCCUCUGGAUCUUGUCUUAACUUUUGAGGUUUUUGCAGUUUCAACAUUAGCAUGAUCUCUAAUACUAUUCAAGAAUUGAAGUUUAGUCUCAAAAUAAAGCACAGCAAAAUACUGUGCACUAGAGUUUAGCAGGGUUUGUUUUCAGUCUAAUUAUCCUUACAACAGCCUUGAAUCCCUAUCUUUGUAACAGCCACUGCGGCUCCUGUUUCAAUCAUUAACAUUACUGGGUUUUCAUUUUUGUUGUCAUUCAUUUCAAGAGUGUCAAAAUAAAGCACAGCAAAAUACUGUGCACUAGAGUUUAGCAGGGUUUGUUUCAGUCUAAUUAUCCUUACUGGGUUUUCAUUUUUGUUGUCAUUCAUUUCAAGAGUGUCAAAAUAAAGCACAGCAAAAUACUGUGCACUAGAGUUUAGCAGGGUUUGUUUCAGUCUAAUUAUCCUUACAACAGCCUUGAAUCCUUAUCUUUGUAACAGCCACUGUAAUUAACAUUACUGGGUUUUCAUUUUCAUAGUCACUCAUUUUCAAGAGUGUCAAAAUAAAGCACAGCAAAAUACUGUGCACUAGAGUUUAGCAGGGUUUGUUUCAGUCUAAUUAUCCUUACUGGGUUUUCAUUUUUGUUGUCAUUCAUUUCAAGAGUGUCAAAAUAAAGCACAGCAAAAUACUGUGCACUAGAGUUUAGCAGGGUUUGUUUUCAGUCUAAUUAUCCUUACAACAGCCUUGAAUCCCUAUCUUUGUAACAGCCACUGCGGCUCCUGUUUCAAUCAUUAACAUUACUGGGUUUUCAUUUUUGUUGUCAUUCAUUUCAAGAGUGUCAAAAUAAAGCACAGCAAAAUACUGUGCACUAGAGUUUAGCAGGGUUUGUUUCAGUCUAAUUAUCCUUACUGGGUUUUCAUUUUUGUUGUCAUUCAUUUCAAGAGUGUCAAAAUAAAGCACAGCAAAAUACUGUGCACUAGAGUUUAGCAGGGUUUGUUUCAGUCUAAUUAUCCUUACAACAGCCUUGAAUCCUUAUCUUUGUAACAGCCACUGUAAUUAACAUUACUGGGUUUUCAUUUUCAUAGUCACUCAUUUUAAGAGUGAAAACAACAGUUUUAAUACAAAUUAGGGAAAAAUAAAAGCAGUAUGAAAAAUUCAACCUGGUUGAUGUCCUUCAAACGGGUCUGUGCAUUGGGCAUCCAUCCCUCGUUGAAGAUCUUCACACCUUUUGAGAUCUUAUAUCUUCAGGUUGUACUUGCUGCGUUAGCUCACAGCACUAUGCACAAUUUACAAUCAAUAGAAAUGCUUAACUGGUCUACAAGGUCAAAAUAAAGCACAGCAAAAUACUGUGCACUAGCGUUUAGCAGGGUUUGUUUCAGUCUAAUUAUCCUUACUGGGUUUUCAUUUUUGUUGUCAUUCAUUUCAAGAGUGUCAAAAUAAAGCACAGCAAAAUACUGUGCACUAGAGUUUAGCAGGGUUUGUUUCAGUCUAAUUAUCCUUACUGGGUUUUCAUUUUUGUUGUCAUUCAUUUCAAGAGUGUCAAAAUAAAGCACAGCAAAAUACUGUGCACUAGAGUUUAGCAGGGUUUGUUUCAGUCUAAUUAUCCUUACUGGGUUUUCAUUUUUGUUGUCAUUCAUUUCAAGAGUGUCAAAAUAAAGCACAGCAAAAUACUGUGCACUUGAGUUUAGCAGGGUUUGUUUCAGUCUAAUUAUCCUUACAACAGCCUUGAAUCCUUAUCUUUGUAACAGCCACUGUAAUUAAAAUUACUGGGUUUUCAUUUUCAUAAUCACUCAUUUUAAGAGUGAAAACAACAGUUUUAAUACAAAUUAGGGAAAAAAAACAAGCAGUAUGAAAAAUUCAACCUGGUUGAUGUCCUUCAAACGGGUCUGUGCAUUGGGCAUCCAUCCCUCGUUGAAGAUCUUCACACCUUUCGGAGGUCUUCUUAUAUCUUCAUUUUCUUCUUUGACCAAAAGCACGUCAGGAAAUGUGAGGUAGUUUGGGGCGAUGAGGAGGAGUAUCCACUUGGGCAGAGAAACGCUUGCCGAAAUCAGACCUAAUCCUUGUGACGCAUCCCGACUAUUUAAAAGCUUCCCUCAGGAAGUUAAAUUUUAAUUCGAGUGAACUCUCAUUUUUGUUUUGGUAAAUUUGUUGAUUCACACGUUUUUGAGGACCUAGUUGCUAUUUUGUUCAAUUAAAUCUGAUAGUAGACUUGUUUUGGGGGUCUAUAUUGCUGCACUGGUUGAUCGUUAAUGGUGGGGAUUCUUGUUUUUGUGGUUUUAGAAGAGAACAGUUUCUCUCCACAAUUGCGUCACCAAAACAGAGCAAAACUAGACAAAAAUCUGCUUCUCUGGAAGAGAACAACUUCUCUCCACAAUUGCAUCACCAAUUGCAGCAGACCAAAACUAGACCAAAACCUGCAACCCCAGAAGAGAACACUUUCUCUCCACAAUUGCAUCACCAAA
This is a messenger RNA of Xyrichtys novacula (pearly razorfish), 19940 nucleotides long. The record is from the annotation of a GenBank genome assembly. NCBI's taxonomy places the organism in Eukaryota, Metazoa, Chordata, Actinopteri, Labriformes, Labridae.